Messenger RNA from Arabidopsis arenosa, 1737 nucleotides. The record is from the annotation of a GenBank genome assembly. Lineage: Eukaryota; Viridiplantae; Streptophyta; Magnoliopsida; Brassicales; Brassicaceae.
ACAAAUUACUCAAUUUAAAGUUGUAAAUAUUUUUUGAGGAGAACAAGAAGGUGGUAGUACCAUUUUCACAAUGUUCGCGGAAGCGGAUAGUAUUCCUAGGGCAAAAUAUGCCAAUAUGAUGCAUUCUGACCCGAAUCUUUCCUCCACGAUGACUAACCAAACCGAGGAAGAGUACGGUAUACGGAAUAGCAGUGCAUCUGCGGUUGGCACGGGAAUGUAUGAUAGAAUGAGUUGUGAAGGUUCUCCAAUGAUGAUGUCUCCUUGGAACCAAGCAACUCCAUUUACUCAAACACAAUGGUCUAGUGUAGAAGAAAAUCUACCCCAAAAUGGCCUUAUUGGCUCGCUUGUCCGUGAAGAAGGUCACAUCUAUUCAUUAGCGGCGACAAAAGAUCUUCUUUAUACUGGUUCCGAUAGCAAAAACAUACGUGUGUGGAAGAAUCUAAAGGAGUUCAGUGCAUUCAAAUGUAAUAGUGGAUUGGUAAAGGCCAUUGUUAUUUCAGGGGAGAAGAUUUUCACAGGUCACCAAGAUGGAAAGAUUCGUGUUUGGAAAGUUUCUCCUAAGAACCAGAGCUUGCACAAACGUUCUGGAACAUUACCAACUUUGAAAGAUAUAUUCAAGGCAUCUCUUAAACCAAGAAAUUAUGUUGAGGUGAAGAAACAUCGCACUGCUCUUUGGAUCAAACACGCCGAUGCUGUUUCAUGUUUAAGCCUAAAUGAUGAACAAGGGUUGUUGUAUUCUGCUUCAUGGGACCGGACCAUUAAGGUGUGGAGGAUUGCUGAUUCAAAAUGUCUAGAAUCAAUCCCUGCUCAUGAUGAUGCUGUAAACUCGGUGGUAUCAACAACUGAAGCAAUUGUUUUUUCUGGAUCAGCUGAUGGGACAGUCAAGGCAUGGAAGAGAGACCAACAAGGAAAAUACACAAAGCAUACACUAUUGCAAACAUUAACAAAGCAAGAGAGUGCAGUCACAGCUUUGGCUGUAAGCAAGAAUGGCGCAGCGGUGUACUUCGGUUCGAGUGAUGGUUUGGUCAAUUUUUGGGAGAGGGAGAAACAGUUGAACUACGGUGGCAUUCUCAAGGGCCACAAGCUUGCUGUUCUUUGUCUAGAAGUGGCAGGGAGUCUUGUGUUUAGCGGAUCUGCUGAUAAGACAAUAUGUGUGUGGAAGAGAGAUGGAAAUAUUCAUACAUGCCUCUCUGUACUAACAGGUCACACAGGUCCUGUAAAAUGUUUGGCAGUAGAAGCAGAUCGUGAAGCCUCAGAACGUCGAGACAAAAAAUGGAUUGUAUAUAGUGGAAGCUUGGAUAAGUCAGUGAAAGUAUGGGGAGUUUCAGAAUCUUUCAUUGACAUGAACCAAAUGAGUAUGAUGCAGCAGCAACAACAACAUGUUAUAUCACAUUCUGAACCUUUCAUGUCUGAUGGAAGUUUCUCAUCAUCAGCUGGUGGAGCUAGCAGUCAUCGAAGACACUAAUCAUGGUUUGUUAUUUGCCUUUCAAAAUACCAACUCUGUCUAAAUUAUUCAUUUGUUUUAUUGUUAAAUUUGAAUUUAAAAAAAGAAAAGAAACUUCUAGUUUUAUGAUGCAGUAUUGUACAAUAUGGAAUUGAGUUUGAACUACUUCUUUUUUUUGUUUAUUAUAAAGGUUUGUUGUAAUUUUCUUGUAUUUUGUGAUGGAAACCUGUAACUCUUUCAAACUUGAUAAUAAUUAUUACUGUUGUAAACUUGAAUAAUAGUUCAUGCAUUUC